Messenger RNA from Vairimorpha ceranae, 1566 nucleotides. RefSeq lists its product as hypothetical. Bases 1 to 1566 code for a protein of 521 amino acids. The record is from RefSeq and is a predicted model, not a curated record. Lineage: Eukaryota; Fungi; Microsporidia; Nosematidae. The transcript has a single exon.
AUGGAACAAGACUAUGAUGAAAUUAUUGCUAGCAGUACAAGUGACAAGUUUAUUUAUAACAACAAGUAUGAAUUAGAUGAAAUAAAGUCUUUUAUAAACUAUGCUUGUAAUAAAAAACUGGAUUAUAAAACUUAUAAACAAAUAUUUUUUAGUUUAAUAGACAUUAAAGAAUACAGCAUGUUACCACUAGUAAUUUAUGCUUUACUUCAAUCAGAUUACGAUCUAGAGGACCUUAUUGACAUUUUUAGUAAAUUGUCUAUAAAUAUUAUUAAUAAGUUUAGAGGAUCACCUUUACUAGUUAAUAUAUUAAAUAUAUUAGUUACAAUAUCAGAUAUAUUAUAUUCUAAGGAAUGGCUAUAUGAGUGUUCUACGAUGUUGUACACGAUUUCGUUAUUUAUUACUACUUGUAAUGUACACAAUGAUAUUUUAUUUGAUCGAUAUUAUACAAUUCUUUCUAAUAUUUUAUUUAUUUCGGGAAAUUAUUAUUCUGCAUUAAAUGCAUUAAGUUGGAAAGAGUCAAUUAAGAAUUUUGAAAUGUACAAAGGUCUUUGUAGGUAUAAAAACGAAGGGAAUAAAUAUUCACAGUACUUAUUAAAAAUGAAUUUACAAGAUUUUGAUGCAGGUUAUAAUAUCUUUUACGAUAAAUUUUGGGAUUUUUAUAUUAAAAAUAUAGGUAGUAAAAUAUCGUGUAACAAAGAAAAUUUGAAUUUUAUAAGUUUUAUGAGUAAAAAUAAUUUAUCUUUUGUAAGAGAAAAUAAUGAAAUUAUUAUAGGAGAAUUUAAAUAUCAAUCUGUUGAUUCAAAAAUAUACGAUAUUGUAGAUUUGUAUAAAAUUAGAAAAAAACAAAAAAAUAUAAAAAUAGUAGAAAAAAAUGAAAUAAAUGUAGAGAAACCAAUUAUUAAGAAGAAAGAAAUUAAAUUUACUGAUAAUUUUACUAUUAGAAAAGCCAAAUAUAAUAUAUAUUGUGAUAUAUUAAAAAAAUGUUAUAAAAAUAAAGAAAUGUACUAUGAAAUAAGAAACAACGCUCGAAAAAUUAAUCAUGAAAAAUACAAUAAAGCACUAAAAGAAAAGCAAAGUUUAUUUUUGAAAUACAAAGAUGAUCUUGACAGCAUGUUAGUAGAAUUGAAAUCUAAGAGGCAAGAUAAAAAAUACGAAUUUGUGUCAAAGGUAGAAAUAUCAAAAAAGUCAAGUUGGAGAGACGAUGAAGAAGGACCUGUUAAUAAUAACAUUUAUAGACCUUCUUUACAUAAAAAAGAGGAAAUUUUGACAGAUAGGCAUAUCUACACUUACGGUGCCACAGUAAAUUUUAAUAACAAUAUUAAUGAAAAUAAAGAUGAUGGAAUUUUUAGACCCAAUUUAAAUAUUUACAAAUCAAAAGCUAGUAAUAAAAGCGAUAUUUUUGUUCCAAACAUCAAUAAUAUUAAAAUUAAUGAAAAAAAUUUAGAAAAUGCUGACUCUUUUAAAAAAUUAAGUGAACAAGAUGAUGUUUAUAAAGCUCCAGAACAGCCCUAUUCUCCAUCUACAAGUAGCAAAAUAAAUAAAAAUAAAGGAUGGUAUGAUGAAUAA